Messenger RNA from Dicrocoelium dendriticum, 336 nucleotides. NCBI's taxonomy places the organism in Eukaryota, Metazoa, Platyhelminthes, Trematoda, Plagiorchiida, Dicrocoeliidae. The record is from the annotation of a GenBank genome assembly.
AUGCAUGCCAUUCGAAGUCUUAAAACCGAUGCUUCACAAUUCACUGUGCAAGCUGUUUUACAGCAACUGCUCGGAAAGGAGAUCCAACCAUUAUCCUACCUUACUCGGCAGCUACAGCCACCGCAGACCAGAUACGGCAAUUUUGGUCCCAAACGACUUGAACUCUACUCGGUUUUCGAACAUUCUCGUCGUGCCUUUGAAGAACGACGUUUGUUAAGCCUUGCGGACUACAAAACUCUCGUCUACUCCUUUCGUUUAUCUUCCGAUCUCUAUUCCUUUAGAGAAUUGGCACAGAGUACAUCUUUCAAAGCUGUGCCAAUAUUUGAUACGUUGACA